Molecule: messenger RNA, 2322 nt
Organism: Closterium sp. Naga37s-1
Lineage: Eukaryota; Viridiplantae; Streptophyta; Zygnematophyceae; Desmidiales; Closteriaceae
Source: the annotation of a GenBank genome assembly
AUGGAUCCGCGACCGGUGGUGGUCGUCGUGGGCGCGGGAAUGGCGGGCGUGACUGCCGCACGCACGCUGCAGCAAUCGGGGUGCGUGCGCGUGCUGCUUCUGGAGGCGAGUGGCCGGCUGGGAGGCCGCAUCCACUCUGCCACGUUCGGGGGCGACCUGGUGGAGCUGGGCGCCAAUUGGAUCCACGGCAUUCACGGCAGCCCCCUCUACGCCAUCGCACAGGAGCAAGGCCUUAUGCAAUCCCCUGGGUCUGGCUGCAUAGAGCCAAAUGGAAAGAUGCAGGGGGGUGUGGGGGCGCCUGGGAAGGGGCAGGAGAGGCUGUGGAAGGGGGUAAAUCGGUGGAGGAGGGAGGGCGGGGGGGAGGCGGAUGCGGGCGUGGUGAAGGAGGUGAAACGCGUAUUCAGGCGGCUUCUGAGGGAGGCGCAGCUGGUGGGGUCGCAGGUGGGGGAAGGGAAGCAGCAGCAGGCGCGAUUUACGGACAAGACUGGAAGAGAGGUGACAACCGAUGAGAGUGUGGGGCAGUACAUACACGAGGGCAUGCUGCAGUACCUGGCCAAGCAAGGGUGGGCCCACCAGGAAAAGAACUUGGAGCAGCAGCAGCAGCAGCAGCAUGUGCAGAAUGGCAGCAUGAGCAAUAACGGCGAAUAUGGCUGCGACAGUGACAGCGAUGAUGGCGAUGACGACGAGGACAGGUGGGAGGAUGACUGGACUGGAGCCACAGUGCUGUGCAAUGCUGGUGACUCAGCUGUCGCCUUCCAAGACUCUACCAGUGCUAGUGCCGGUCCCUCCGUUGCUGUUACUGCGCCCACUCAAGCGACUGAACCAGCAACAUCACCACCAGCACCAUCGGCAGCACCAUUAGCAGCAGCAGCACCAUCGCCAGCUGCGAGCAGCAGCGAGCAGGCAGUGGGAGUGGAGUGGGCGUCAGAGGCAGUGAACGUUGAGGUUGGUGGUGUGGCAGCAGCUGGGAGCAGCAGCAACGAGCGGGUAGGUGUCGAGAAUGUGGAGUGGGCAUCAGAGGCAGUGAGGGCGAGGGCGGCGGUGUGGCAGCAGAGGGAGCGGCUGGAGUGCACCAUCAGCGCCUGCCACUCCACUCACCACCUCUCCCUGCGUUACUUUGGCGAAUACGAGGAGUUUGGAGGGCCACACGUCACCAUCGCUCAGGGUUACUCCCGCAUUGUGGAGCAUUUAGCAUCGAGCCUCCCUGCUGGUACCAUCCGACUCAACUCGCCUGUCUCGCAGAUUCACUGGACCCCUCUUACCUCCUCGUCCUUGGUAGGCGGAAAAGGAAGAAAGGUUGAAGCAGCAGAGGCAGUAUCAGGAGAAAAGGGAGAAGUAUCAUCAUCAUCAGCAGGAGCAGCAGCAGCAGCAGCGGUCGCAACACUGGAGGGGCAACAGGGGGGAGAGGAGUGGAAGAGGAAACCAGUGUGUGUGGUGUUGGAGGGAGGAGAGAAGGUCUACGCGGACCAUGUUAUUGUAACGGUGUCACUGGGCGUGCUUAAAGAGAGAGCUGCUGGGAAGGACGCCGAUUCCCUGCCCGAGCGAAACAUUUUCUGCCCGCCUCUGCCCGAGACGAAACUGGGGGCGAUUCGGCGGCUUGGCUUUGGAGUAGCUGACAAAGUGUUCCUGCAGUUCCCACAGCCGGCGGUUUUUGGGGAGGACACAGCAGAGCUGGAGAUAGUGUGGGACGUGCCGGCUCAACCCCUAGCUCCGCCAACCCACUGGCCUGGCCCUUGUGCUGCUGAUGCCUCGGCUCGCUUUCCUGCGUGGACGCGGAAGCUCUUCUCCUUCCACCCAGUCAACGCGCAGUCGCGAGUGGUGCUGGCGUGGAUAGCAGGGAAAGAGGCGUUCGACAUGGAGUCCUGGCACGGGGAAGAAAGGACAAAGGAGAGAGAGUGUGAGCUCAAGAACAGUUCAAGUGUUUGUAAUGGCAGCAUGGCUGCCAAGGCUAGUAUCGCGCAAGCUGAUUCUGCUAGCAGCGCUACUGCUACUACCGGUGAGGCGAAUGGUUUAGCCCAGUUGACAACCGCCACCACCACCACUGCCUCCCACACUCUCCCUCACUUCAACCACAUGCUGUGCAACGUUAUCCGCCAUUUCCUCCCGAAAGAAACCGCCGCACAGCUCCCGGAGGCUGUUGCGGGGCUGAGCAAACAGUGGGGGUCGAACCCGCUGUUCCGAGGGUCGUACUCGUUUGUGGCUCCUGGGGGAUCUGGGGAGGACUUGAACAUAAUGGCUCUGCCUGCAUUUCCAGUGCUAGCUACGUCUGCGGUUGCUUUAAAGCCCUCUGAUUGGAAGAGGGAGACUGGACAGCAACGUUAG